GAUGGCCACAGGAGAAAGUUGUGUUGUGUUGCAGUUGGUUUCAGAGCCCUAAAGAAGAAGAAGAGUUCUUCUAUUUUUAUUUUGGUGUUAGUUCCUUGUGUUUUUAGCUGGUUUCUGUUCAUUUCGUGGUGCUUAAACAGGAAGAGGUCAACACUUUGGAAAGGUCUGGCCACCACUCCCUCUCUUUUCUGCUACAGAAGAAUGAGCAGCAACUCCUCCCUCACCAUGGACAGUGUGGCGGGUGCAGUGUACGCAGCACUGGAGCUGCUGAUCGCCGUGAUGUGUUGCCUGGGCAACCUGCUGGCCAUCUGGGCAGUGCAGGCCAGUGGCUCCCUGCGGAAGCCCACCUUCUGCUUCAUGGCAUCGCUGGCGGCGGCGGACUUCCUGGUGGGCGCCGUGGCGAUCCCCGUGGCCGUUCUGGUGGACGGCCGGGUCAGCACCUCCUUCGACAGCUGCCUGUUCCUCAGCUGCGUGACGGUCCUGCUGGUGCAGGCCUCCAUCCUCAUGCUGCUGGUCAUCGCGGUGGAUCGCCACCUGUGCGUGCAGAUGCCCCUCAGAUACAAGCGCAGCUUCACGAAGAGGCGCUGCUGGGCCGUGGUCGGAGUGUGCUGGCUGCUCGCCUUCGCGUUCAGUUUCACGCCCAUGUUUGGCUGGUACAACCGCCAGACCCUGGCCAAGAUGGGGAACUCCACCACCAGCAUCUGCAGGCUCGUGUCCGUCAUCCCCAUGACUUACCUGGUUUACUUCCAGUUCUUUGGGUGCACGCUGCUCCCCCUACUGGUGAUGUGUGCCCUCUACGUCCAUGUCUUCCGCUCCAUCUCCAAGCGGCUGCAGAGGAGCCAGGCCCGGGCCACCGAAUCACACGCGUACUACGCCAAAGAGCGGAAGCUGGCCAAGUCCCUGCUGCUGGUCCUGGUCCUCUUCGCGGUCGGCUGGUUGCCGCUGAGCAUCAUGAACUGUGUGACGAUCUUCGGCGGCGACGUCCCUCUGGUCGCCAUCUACAUCGGGAUCCUCCUCACGCACGCCAACUCUGCCGUCAAUCCGGUCGUGUACGCCUUCAAGGUGCCGAAGAUCCGCAGUGCGUACCUGCGGGCUUGGAGGAAGUGUGACCUCUGCUGGCAACAGGGGGUAUCGCAGAGCACCGAGAGCAAGGACUUCAGCACCAAAAGCAAAUCCAUUGAAGAUUAGACCAAGGAACGAGAUUAUUCUGAUAGUAAUCUACAUACAGUCUAACUGUGUGCUCAUAUUACCAUCAAUAAGCCAUUCUGCUUACUGUUCAUUAUCAGCACCUUUUUAAAACACUGGCUGGGAGUUAAUCAACAUUUGUCCUUAACCUUGACUAAUAAAAUCAAGAGUUACCAAGAAUUUAUUUUUCUUCACAAGCACACUGUCAAGUUUGGGAAUCUCUGAAACUGAAUUGACAAAAUGAAUUUGCAAAAAAAAACUUCCAACAUUAGCAAUUCCUUGUGAGUCAAAGUUAAAUUGUUGAUUGAAUCAAUUUAAUUGAUGAGCAAAUGUGUGUGUUUAUUUUUUUGAGGAAUAUUAGUUCUCGCUUGUGCUAAAAGGCUAAUUAUAUAAUUCUACAUGAGAUGUGAGUGAAAUUAAAAUGCCUGUAUCAGUUCAAUUCCCUUUCUAACAUAUUAGCAUUAUAGCACAAUCUAACACAUUGGAAUCCCUUUCUAACAUACUGCCGUGUUUCCUGUCAUCAGAUAUUCCAGUUUUAUAGAGAAAACAAACCACUACUGAAGAGUUAAAGAAGUUCUCAAUGAAGUAACAGUUUAGUGUCUGAGUGUAUCUACAAUAGCUAUGUUAGAAUAAAGUGUGUAAGGAAAUUGUCAGAUCUCGUUUUAAUGUUUUUUGUUAGCCUGGUGUAUCUUGUCUUUUCCUUUCACAAUCUUUGUUUUCCCUUGCAGCGUAGGCAGGCCUCGUUGCCAGCUGAUUUCCUUCACCUGCCUCCUCAGCAUUCUGCAUGCUUCUGCCCCCAUUUACUCCAGCAUAUAUUCUCGGUUUCGCCCACCACUCUCCGCCAGAUCGUUGCCUCAGUUCGCUUGAAGCUUCUAGUCGGCUCUUGUUUAAAGUUAUUCGCGUUACCGUCUCGCACUCUGCUUUUUCCCCGCUUACCUGCUUUUUCCUUCACCGUUUGUCGUUGCUCGUUUUUAUGUUCUGGCGCCCCCGUCAUUGUCUUCAUGGUUGUCUGGUCUUUUCUUUCGUGUUGUCUGCGUCCAGUCUGCGUCUUUGCUGUUUCCAGCCUGCCCUUCGCCGUCCUCCCAGUCCAGCCCUAAUCCAGUCCAGUCCAGCUCCUGAUUCCUGUCCAGUCCUGUCCUGCUCCCUGUCCAGUCCAGUCCUGAUCCCGUCCGGUCUGGUUCCAGUUCUGCUGGAUUCAGAAAAUAAACAUUUUUAAUUAACCCUUGCUUGUCCGACAACAGGUCUAUGUUUUUAAAGUAAACACUUAUAAUAUAUACUUAUGUGUCCUAAAUUGGAACAUUUUAAGUAUACUUAAAAUAUUUUCUGAAGCUAUACUUUAAGUAUAUCAUUUAUGAAUUACUUCUUAACAUAAAAUCCUAAUAACUUUAGGUGUGCUUGUAGUUCAUUAUUUUUAAACUGAAAGAAAACUUCCAUUUUAAUCUCAAUGCACUUUCCAAAGCCAGCAAAAGUAUUACAUUGUCUACCUUUUCUGUCAAGUACAUACUAAUUCAGCAUACCAAAGUUUUUUAUUUAUUUUUAUUUUGUUUAC
Molecule: messenger RNA, 2734 nt
Organism: Anguilla anguilla (European eel)
Lineage: Eukaryota; Metazoa; Chordata; Actinopteri; Anguilliformes; Anguillidae
Product: adenosine receptor A3-like
Exons: 3
Coding region: 202-1188 (328 amino acids)
Biological process (GO): G protein-coupled adenosine receptor signaling pathway
Cellular component (GO): synapse; membrane; dendrite
Molecular function (GO): G protein-coupled adenosine receptor activity
Source: RefSeq, a predicted model, not a curated record